Messenger RNA from Plectropomus leopardus (leopard coralgrouper), 591 nucleotides. The record is from RefSeq and is a predicted model, not a curated record. NCBI's taxonomy places the organism in Eukaryota, Metazoa, Chordata, Actinopteri, Perciformes, Serranidae.
UAUAAGUCACAUUUAUAUUGUUUUAUGACUGUUGAUAUAGAGCUUGAUGUUCGUUUAUAAGUGUAGUCAUAAAACAUUAGGAACACAUCAUAAUUCACUAUAAAUGCUCAUAAUGCACUAUAGAUGUCACAGUGAAGGGUUUAAAGCUUUUGCAAAUAAUUUAACAUCAUGAUCAUUAUCUUCAGAUCGUUAAAUCUAACUCUUUGUGCCUCAGUCGAUGCCGGCGGUGUUUAAGAUCGAGCUGAAGCACGGGGAGUUCACGUGGCUGGUGAAGAAGAAGGAGAAACACUUCAUGGACCUCCACAGAGAGCUCAGGACCUACAAGACCUUCAUGAGGCUGCCGCUGCCGUCACGCAGUCACACGAUAAAGCGGCAGACGGCGACCGGCGAGGCGAGGCAGAUGCCGAACCUCCCCAGAGGAGGAGGAGACGAGCUGGUCAGAGAGGAGCAAGUCUCCAGUCGCAGGAAACAACUGGAAGAUUACUUGAACAGGCUGCUGAAGAUGCCGAUGUACAGGAACUACCACACCACGAUGGAGUUCAUUGAUGUCAGCCAGCUCUCCUUUAUCCACGAUCUGGGACCAAAAGGCCU